Fulmarus glacialis (Northern fulmar) is the source of this 1167-nucleotide messenger RNA. Its product is annotated as cleft lip and palate transmembrane protein 1-like protein. The record is from RefSeq and is a predicted model, not a curated record. NCBI's taxonomy places the organism in Eukaryota, Metazoa, Chordata, Aves, Procellariiformes, Procellariidae. Gene Ontology annotation, cellular component: membrane; endomembrane system. The annotation marks the transcript as partial. The transcript is spliced from 10 exons.
CUUCUCUUUGAUUUCCUUGCAUUCAAAAAUGACAUCAGUUUUUGGAAGAAAAAGAGGAGCAUGAUUGGGAUGUCUACAAAAGCAGUGCUUUGGCGGUGCUUUAGUACUGUGGUAAUAUUUCUUUUCCUUUUGGAUGAACAAACAAGUUUAUUGGUACUGAUCCCAGCAGGCAUUGGUGCACUGAUUGAGCUCUGGAAAGUGAAGAAAGCUUUGAAAAUGACAAUCAAGUGGCAAGGCUUGAGACCCAAAAUUCAGUUUGGUACAUACAAUGACUCUGAAAAGAAAACUGAGGAGUAUGAUACCCAGGCUAUGAAAUACUUGUCAUAUUUGCUGUAUCCACUGUGUAUUGGAGGUGCAGGUUACUCCUUGCUGAAUGUCAAAUACAAAAGCUGGUACUCCUGGUUGAUUAACAGCUUUGUCAAUGGAGUGUAUGCUUUUGGAUUCCUGUUUAUGCUGCCCCAGCUGUUUGUAAACUACAAGAUGAAAUCUGUUGCACACUUACCGUGGAAGGCUUUCACAUACAAAGCAUUCAACACCUUUAUUGAUGAUAUAUUUGCUUUUAUCAUCACUAUGCCAACAUCUCAUAGGCUGGCGUGCUUUAGAGAUGAUGUCGUGUUCCUGGUCUAUCUUUACCAAAGAUGGCUUUAUCCUGUGGAUAAGAGCAGAGUGAAUGAGUAUGGAGAAUCUUACGAAGAAAAGCCAAAAAAAAAAGCUCAUAGAGAAUAACUAAGAAUUGAAGAAGAUUCUGACCCCUGGACUCUUACUGGCUUCAUGUAUUAUGUGGUCUUAAGGAAGGAAAAACUUAUUUAAUAAGAGUAUUUUUAAAGCUUAUGACAGAACUACAUGGACAAUACAUCUUCUAUAUUGCCAAAAUCUAGUUUUUAUAUCCUCCUAUUUCAAGAUCCCUUUUUGUCCUCAAAAGGUCCAGUCUGCCAGAUGUCAUUAAAUAAACUUCCUGCAUUUAAACUUCUCUUCGGUGAAAACCUAAGUGUCCUGACCAUGGUAAUUAAUAUCCAAAUCCAUGUUUUUAAGACAACUCACUAACUGGAAGUGUGGUGCCCAUGCCACAAGGCUAUGAAAAGUGAAAAAACAAGCCAGUGUGUUACAGCAGAAUCGAGCAUUAUUGCCAAACUGGAGGCUGUCAAAAAUAAAAUGUAUAAUAUUGGA